Messenger RNA from Xyrauchen texanus (razorback sucker), 10011 nucleotides. Its product is annotated as agrin-like. The transcript is spliced from 35 exons. Gene Ontology annotation, molecular function: laminin binding; calcium ion binding. The record is from RefSeq and is a predicted model, not a curated record. Gene Ontology annotation, biological process: receptor clustering; G protein-coupled acetylcholine receptor signaling pathway; cell differentiation. NCBI's taxonomy places the organism in Eukaryota, Metazoa, Chordata, Actinopteri, Cypriniformes, Catostomidae. Bases 1694 to 7543 code for a protein of 1949 amino acids.
CAUGAGCAUCCGUGUCGUGAGGAUGUAGAAAACAAUCUCUGCACAUUGUUUAGCAUAUCAGAUAGGUUAGACUAAGUAUCAUUAGCCAGUUUUCCGUCUCUUUUCCUGCUUUUUAUCCUCGGUCUCCUUCAAUCUCCACUAAUUUCUGUGUGCUGCUCCCCAUCUACAGCUUGAAGCGCUGGCUGAACGCAAGCCUGCGUUGACAGAGUACCUGCUGCCUUGUGUAUAUUCUGACAUGGAUAGUGCCGAUCAGAGUGUAUGUUUUGGCUGGCAGUGAACACUUCGUCUGAGGAUCAGCUGGAGCAAGUUUCAGCCUAGGAAACGAGGAAAGGCACCAGGAGAGAAACAGGAAUGGAAAGAAUUCUUGAGAGAGCAAGACCAAGAGAGAAAGCUCUAAAUAGCUUCCAACUCUAAUGAAAAGAAAUGAGAAUAAAAAAGGCACUUUUUUAAGAGUGACAAGCAACUUGAGUGCACAAGAGGAGGUUGCCUUUUGUCUGGAGUUGCCCACGUAAUUGGACUGAGUAAAAGGGAAGUACAGACAAUACGGACCUGGAUCAAGGAGCGCCCCUCUACCCUAACCGAGGCAUCUGUUCUGAGGGAAAAGUCAACUCAUUUGACACCUAUAACUUUCCACUGUACACUUCGUCCACUGCGGCUUGUUGCCAGAAAGAACUUCUGUGCUUUCAAGGAGGUGGAGGGGAUACACAGGAGGGUGGGGGGGUUGAAAAAAAAGACCCGCUGCUCUCCAGGGCAUAUGGUCACGCUGGCCGAAGACAGCUGCUGACUCUCUGAGGGCUAAUUAUUCAUUCAUUCGGGGGAUUGAGGUAGAGGCAGGGGGAGAAAAGUUUAGCUAAUUUACAGCUGAAGAUGAGCCUGGUGUUGCAGUUCUGCUGAGGUUUUGGGAAGGUUUGUGUGUGUUAAAGUUUGCAUAUAGAGUGUGUGUGAAAAACAAAGGCUAAUAACUCUAAUUGCAGUCUGUGAGCAACUGUGCGGUUCCCUGGGCCGAAAACUUGCAUGAUGCCCAGCCACACCCGCUGUCAAUCCUGACACAUGUCACACUGAGACCAGCCUGGCAUUGCCAUGCUGCUGUCGAGCACAGGCAGGUGGUAGAACAUCUGAUGGCACGAGAUAGGAAAUUCUGAGAAUUCAUUGUGCCCUAGUGCUUAAGUUUAUGCAAAAACCUACAAGCUCUACAGAUGCAUCAAGAGCCAAUUCAUUGCUGAAUUUGUGAAUCAUUGUGAACUUCAUUGUGAAUUUAAAAUUCAAAGUGCAGCAGUAUUGUUUGUACUCGUUUGUGCGUGUUGCCAAUCUGGGCCAGGGGUCCAGCAGAGCUUUUGUCAAACACACUCAAGCUAACUCAAGCACUAACCUUUAAUGACACACCACCCCUGUGCUUUGGAAAGAAAUGGAAAGUUUGCGGAAAGGUCGGGGACAGUAGGAAGGGAACCAUCACUUUCUCCAUAGCGGAUGUAAUUUGGGAACAAAAUGCGUUGCUUGGAGACUGGUGGAAGCAUUUGUCAAAAUUUUUCUGAAAGGAACUGCAAUAAAGCCGAGAAGAACCAGUGGAGUUUAAACUGAUAUUUUUGGAACCAUUUUCGGAUUUCUUUCAUCUCAUCAAUCCUUUUUUUUCCUCAGAGUCUGUUUUGGAACACCUGUCGUGUUGGCGUACUUUAGGGAAAGCGCGGAGUGGAGUAUGACCAGUUGUCAGUACCCCACGCCGCCCCCGGAGCGGGACCGCAUGUACCAGCACAAAGUGUCGCUUGUUGUGCGAUACUUUAUGAUCCCUUGCAACAUCUGUCUCAUUCUGCUGGCCACUUCCACGCUUGGCUUUGCUGUGCUCCUCUUCCUCAAUAACUGUAGGUCACAGUUAGUGAAACAUGACAUGCAGUAUAAACCUAUUCACUUCACACCGUCUCCACCGCCUGAUGGUUGCCGAGGGAAGUUGUGUGGAUUUGGGGCGGUGUGUGAGAGAGAAACGGCUGACCCAUCUAAAGGGGAGUGUGUGUGUAAGAAGAUUGUAUGUACGACCGUGGUGGCACCAGUGUGCGGAUCAGACUCCUCCACCUAUUCCAAUGAGUGUGAGCUGGAGAAGGCCCAAUGCAACACACAGAGACGCAUCAAGGUGAUGCGCAAAGGCCCCUGUUCUCGGAAAGACCCAUGCAGUGAAGUGACCUGCAGCUUUGGUAGCACCUGCAUCCAGUCAUCAGACGGCCUGUCUGCCAAAUGCAUGUGUCCUUUGACUUGUGAGAAUGUCCCCAAGCACGUGGUAUGUGGCAGCGAUGGUCUGGAUUACCAAAGCGAAUGUGAACUCAACAUGAAAGCCUGUGCCACCCAGAAGAACAUCCAUGUGCAUCACCAAGGCCGCUGUGAUCCUUGCAGUUACAAAGACAACAGCUUAAGCAUGGUCUGUUGGGUGGAGACAAAAACCUACAAGGAGUUGAACUUUGCCCCACCAGAGUCAUGUCCGCCCACAGCACCCAUCUGUGCCAGCGACGGGCGCACCUACAAGAGCGAGUGUCAGAUGCUGGUGACGGCUAUGCAGAACAACCUGGAGCUCAAGCAGGUCUCCACAGGCAGAUGCAAGGUGGAAGGGGGCUGUCCGAGUGGCUGUAAGUUCAACGCACAGUGUUUGCUGGAAAACGGACAGUUUCGGUGUUCCUGCGACCCCAUUCGAUGCGACGGCACGUACAAACCCCUGUGCGGAAAAGACGGCAACAUGUAUCCCAACGACUGUGAGAGGAAACUUCAAGAGUGCCGGACCAAGACCGACAUCCCCAUCAAACAGCAAGGGCCCUGUGAUCUUAAUCGAGAGAGUCCCUGCCUAAAGAAGACCUGCGAUUUCGGAGCCGUGUGUGUGGUGAAGAAUGGCGAGCCUGUGUGCGAAUGCUCAGAUGCAUGUCCUCAGGACCAGGACCCAGUUUGUGGCAGUGACGGGCACACAUACAGCAACUCAUGUCAAAUGAAAGCCAUGGGAUGCACCCUACAGAAACAGAUACAGAUGCAGCACAAAGGACCUUGUGCAGAUGAAUACUGCUCCAACUGCUCCUUUGGCGCAAUCUGCGACAUUCAGACCGGCCAGUGCGUUUGCCCCAAAGGGUGCAUGGAAACACGACAGCCUGUGUGUGGAAGCGAUGGGGUGACGUAUGACAACGAGUGCAAACUGAAUGUGAAAGCCUGUGCUUAUCAGCUGGAUCUGAGAGUGGCGGCCCACGGAGAAUGCAAAACCUGUGGCAGCACUGUGUGUAGCUGGGGUGCGCGGUGUGAACAAAACAAGUGUGAGUGUCAGCAGUGCACAGGUCAGCUGGUUAAACCUGUGUGUGGCAGCGACGGCACCACCUACAACAACUACUGUGAACUGCGACUGGCCUCCUGCAAGACACAGAGGAAAAUAGAGGUGGCCAAACCUGCCAUCUGUGAUGAAGAUUGUGGAUCAGGAGGUUCAGGCUCAGGAUCUGAGACCUGUGAACAGGAUCGGUGUCAAAAGUAUGGUGGAUCGUGGGAUGAUGACACGGAAGAUGAUCGCUGCAUGUGUGACUUCACCUGUCAGACUGUGCCACGCAGCCUGGUGUGCGGCUCAGAUGGGAGCACAUAUGACAGCGAAUGCGAACUCAAGAAGGCCAGGUGCGAAAAGCAAAUGGACCUGAUGCUCCAGAGCCAAGGCCCCUGUCCAGCUUCCACAUCAUCUCCAACAGACUUGAUUGCCCCCCAGCACUGCAGUGAAACUCUUUACGGAUGUUGUCAAGACAACAAGAAUGCUGCCCUGGGUGUUGGACUGGCAGGAUGUCCCAGUGUGUGUCAGUGUAAUAAUUAUGGUUCAUAUGGAGGCACCUGUGACCCGUCUACCGGCCAGUGCUCCUGUAAACCAGGCGUUGGUGGACUCAAGUGUGACCGCUGCGAGCCUGGAUUCUGGAACUUCCGAGGCAUUGUGACAGAGAACAUGAGUGGCUGCACACCGUGCAACUGUGAUGGAGUGGGCUCAGUCCGUGACGACUGCGAGCAGAUGUCAGGGCUGUGCUCUUGUAAGCCUGGAGUUAAGGGCAUGAAUUGCAAUGUGUGCCCUGACGACAGCAAGAUGGGAGCCAAUGGUUGUGACAAAGGUCCUGAGGUACCCAAAUCCUGUGAUGAGCUGUUGUGCCACUUUGGGGCAUCAUGUGUGCAGGUGAAUGGUCAGGCUCACUGUGAAUGCCCGUCGCCAGACUGUGACGAGAAGAAUAAGACCAAGGUAUGUGGUUCAGAUGGGGUGACGUAUGCAGACCGGUGCCAGCUGAGAACCAUUGCAUGCCGACAAGAUAAGGAAAUCACUGUGGAGCAUUUAGGCCAGUGCAAAGAAUCCAUUGAGCUGGCGGCCAAACCCACCCCCUUCCCAACCACUCCCCGCACCACCCCUCCAACCGCUCACGUCAAGAUCCCCAACCAAGGCUAUGGCCUCACCACCACCUUCACCACCACUACAAGCAUUCUUGAAGAUGAAGACAGCUUUAUGUUGGAGGCACUGCCUCCUCCGUGGGUGGAGGAGGCCGAAAAUACAUCAUCUUUACCCAAGCACCACCUCACUACACCCUCCAAACCACCCCAUGCCUCAUCUCCACCCCCGGGCUCCAGCCAUGGCCUUGAGGAGGACUCGGGCAGUGGAGAGCCCAGUGGAGACGACGACAUGGAGGGUAGCGGAAUGGAGGCGAGCGGAGAAGAGCCACUUGGUACAACAGUAGCAACUACCACUCUUCCCUCAGCUGAGGAGCGGUCUUCCUGUGACAACACGCCAUUUGGCUGCUGUCCAGAUGGGAAGAUGGCCGCCAUCAACUCUGAAGGCACUAACUGCCCCUCCACCAUGCGCUUCAGUGGCUUCCUGCAUCUAGAUAAGGUGGAAGGUCAGGAGGUCUUCUACACCCCUGAGAUGGAGGACCCCAAGUCAGAGCUGUUCGGUGAAACGGCCAGGAGCAUCGAGAGUGAUCUAAAUGAGCUGUUCCGGAAGUCCAACGUCCAGAAAGACUUCCAGAGUGUCCGUGUGAAGAAUCUGGCCCCCAGCAACUCCAUAAUAGCCUUUGUAGAGGCCCACUUUGACCCAGACACAAGGUUUAGUGUGGAAGAUAUUGAGGGAGCUCUUCUCAAACAGCUCAAGGCAUCUAAAGACACUGGUAUCGUAGUGAAGAAACCUGAGGAAGAGAAUGUCCGUAUCACCAACUAUGGUCUUUCAGCUGUUCCAUUCUUCACCACCACCACAACCACAGUGGCAUCUGUCACAACUCCCACCACCACCCUGUCUCCCACUGCUGCCUUUACAACGCUCCGCCCAACCACCACCAGGCGACUAUUCACCAGCCGCAAGACCACCACAGCAGCUCCAUCCAUCACUUCUACAACUCAGGCCCCCACCACCACAUUCUCAUUGAGGACCAGGCCAGUGGAACACGCCACCAGACCAUGUGACUCACAGCCUUGCCGUCAUGGUGGAACCUGCGAAGAGGAAAGGAAUGGCUUUACCUGCAUCUGUCCUGCUGGAAGAGGAGGAGCCGUGUGCGAGAAAGUUAUAAAGUACUUCAUCCCAUCCUUUGGUGGCAAGUCUUACCUGGCAUUCCCAACUAUGAGGGCCUACCAUACUGUGCGUAUUGCCAUGGAGUUUAGAACAUCGGAAAUGACAGGGAUAUUGCUCUAUAAUGGCCAAACUGGCAAAAAGGACUUUCUAUCUCUGGCACUGAUUGGAGGAAAGGUUGAACUUAGAUUUAACACAGGUUCUGGUACAGCUUCAGUGGUCAGUAAGGAACUGGUAAAGCCGGGUCGCUGGCAUCAACUAGUGGUUAUCCGUAACAGGCGUAAUGCUAUGCUGAGCGUGGACAAUGAGCCAAGCGUCGAGGGACAAAGUCCCCCAGGCACCGAUGGACUCAACCUGGACACAGACCUUUUUAUCGGAGGAGUGCCUGAAGACAUGAUACAAGAUGUAAAGGAGAGGAUAUUGGUGGCCACAGGCCUGGUGGGCUGCGUCCGCAUGCUGGACGUCAACAAUUACGUCUAUAACCUGCAGGAGAACGGCAACGGUGUUCUGUAUGGCUCGGGUGUGGGCGAAUGCGGCAACAACCCCUGCUUGCCGAACCCCUGCCAAAACGGAGCCUCCUGCCAGGUCAAAGAAGCUGAGAUGUUCCACUGCAAGUGUGUCAAUGGUUUCUCUGGUCCAACCUGUGCUGAUACCCACAACCCCUGCGACCCCAAUAAAUGUCACCCAUCAUCACGGUGCCAAGUCCUGCCUGAGGGAGGUUACAAAUGUGAAUGUCCAAUGGGACGUGAAGGCAAGCACUGUGAAAAAGUGUCAGACAAGGGAGGAGAUUUUAUUCCAUACUUCACUGGGGACUCAUAUCUGGAGCUCAAAGGCCUUCAUCUCUAUGGCCAGGAUCUCAGGCAAAAAUUCAGCAUGACUAUCGUUCUGCUGGCCAAUGACUCCAAAGGCAUGAUCUUCUACAAUGGUCAAAAGACGGACGGAAAAGGAGAUUUCAUCUCUCUCUCCCUAAAUGAUGGUAUCCUAGAGUUCAGAUAUGAUCUGGGCAAAGGGCCAGCUGUCAUUAGGAGUAAAGAGAAAAUCAAGCUGAAUCAGUGGAACACAGUGAAUCUGGAGCGGGCCAGCCGGAAAGGAGAGAUCAGCAUUAAUGGCAAAGAUACGGUCAGAGGAGAGGCACCGAAUCUGCACACAGAUCUAAACUUGAAGGAGUCAUUCUUUGUGGGUGGAGCUGCUGAUUUCCGCAAAGUAGCUAGAGCUGCCGCCAUCAAUGAUGGCUUCAAAGGUGCCAUUCAGAAGAUAACUUUGAUGGGCAUUCCAAUCCUGAAGGCCGAUAAUGCCCUAAACUUCAAUGAUGUGUCCAUGUACCCCCAUCACCCAUGCUCCAAAAAUGUUUGUGAGAAUGCGGGCCAAUGCAGCCCUCUGUUGGACAGCUAUGAGUGUGUUUGCCGCCACGGAUUUGUUGGUCAGCACUGCCAGGAUGCAAUAUUCGAGAAAUCCGCUGGAGACACAGAGGCCAUUGCGUUUGAUGGUCACACUUUCAUUGAAUAUCACAAUGGAGUCACAAAGAGUGAGAAGGCCCUACUGGUGAAUAAAUUUGAACUGAGUAUUAAGACUGAGGCUACCCACGGUCUGAUUUUGUGGAGCGGGAAGGGAGUGGAGCGCGCCGACUACAUCGCUCUCGCUAUUGUGGAUGGCCAUGUCCAGAUGACCUAUGACCUGGGCUUCAAACCUGUGGUGCUCCGUUCCUCUGUGCGAGUCAACACUAACCACUGGAUUCAAAUCAAAGCCAGCAGAGCGCUCAGGGAUGGCUCACUACAGGUUGGUAAUGAGGCAGCUGUCACUGGGUCGUCACCCUUCGCUGCCACACAACUGGACACAGAUGGCGCUCUCUGGUUGGGUGGUCUGGAGGAGCUGUCUGUGGCCCGUCGGUUGCCCAAGGCUUACAGCACAGGCUUUGUUGGAUGUGUGAAAGAUGUGAUACUCGACGGGGUGGAACUGCAUCUGGUGGAGGAUGCCUUAAACAGUCCCAAAAUAUUACACUGUACUGCCAAAUAGUCUGGCACCAUGUUCCUCCCAACACCAUGUCUACUGCUGUAAUUAUGUUUCUAUUUUUUUGUAUACUUUUCUUUGCUUUUUAUAUAAGAAAAAUUACAUUGUUUUAAUUAUAAUUAUGUUUUUCUUUUUUUCGUCUCUAUGUCCAUCCGUAAUCACAUCCUCAGUUGCAGGUGAACAUGGUGUCACGAGACAUGUAGAAAGUCUUAUUAUGUCUGUGCUGUACCUAUGACAAACAAUAGAAAAAUCUACUUGCUCAUUACUUGAACAGUGGCAGAUGAGGUCAGUGUUGUUUGAUCUUUCCGGAUUGCCUUCUCUUGGUGCCAUAGAUCACUCCCUGUCUGACAGUCACCAUACAUUCCUCUGAGCUCUUGUUGCGGUCCAUUACAUUUUAAAAGGUCUAAAAAAUGACUUCUGCUUAAUCAAAGAAAUGACAGCAACUGUUUAAUAAGCUGAGCAAGUGUAUGUACAAUAUUCCUCAUUUAUGAUACCACUAACAGUGGUGAAAGCUCAAUCAUUCAGAGCCUUGAAUCCCCUAGCUGAUAGUAGCUGAGAUAACACUUAGCAUUCCUCACAAUUUGACAUCAUUUUCCAUGCAAAUUAUCAUUAUUGACCUGUGAGAUGUAAUAAAUAGUAAAGAACUACAUGAGACUGUGAAUUAUGAAGAUGCUAUAUUUUGUUGCAAACAUUCGUCUCGUGCAUAUCUAAAGAGCAAUUACAUAUAUACCGUAUGUAUAUAUAUAUACAUAUAAAUAUAUAUACUAUAUGACCACUUGUUGCAUGCAUCUUUUUAAGUGUUGUUGAUUUUGCCUUGGUUUUCUUUUAUCUUCAUCAUUCCAUUCAGGGCAGAAAUGUAGCUUAAUAGGUGGACUACAUUGCAAUGUAAAUUACCUUUGUUUCUUCUGUUUUGACAUUUGAUCAUUCAAGUUGGGAGAAAUAUUUAAUUUUUUUAUAUAUAUAUAUUUGCUAUUUGUCAAUCUGAACUUCUUGUGCGUGUGUGUGUGCGUGCGCGUGCCUGCGUGUUGGAAAAUAAGUGCAAGGAAAAAGGAUUGUUACAACAACUCACCAUUGGGAGGCGCUUUAACACAGGAAGAGAUGAGUGACUCAAUGGACACAUCUGGUGGACAAUGGAGCAUUGAAAUUCUGUCAUGUCCAAUCAUUGAACAAAAAUAAUGUUUUCAAAGCAUUUUUUUAUCUAUACUAUAUCAAAUGAAACUAUCGCUGCCAGCACGCGCUAUCAAUAAAGGGAUGAUGUAUGUAGACCCCUCAGCAGCUUAUGACUGUGGCCCCCAAAACAGUUAAUGUCAGAACAGUAACCAGUGAAAAUAUUAAUGCAUGGGUUUGUCAUGUCAAAAUGGUUUUGUAACCUGUUUCAUGGCAGAUUAAAUGCUGUGGUUUCUACUGAUGUCUUAGUGUAAGAAAUAUUCUGAGUUUGAUAUCAGAUGCUUUGCAAUAUUUCUAAACAAACGUAUGCCUGCUAGGGUAAAGUAUCUUUGUCUCUUUUUGUUUUAUUUUUUUAUCCAAAUGUAUCACCCUAGGACAUGCAAGAUCAUAAUCAUAUUAAGUCAUGUGAUUAUCAAGUGUAAAUUUAGCCAUAUGUUACUGAGGUUUUGUUUUAGAAUUAUACACUGGAACCAAGUCUGACUGUGUCUGUACACAAAAGCAUAUCCUGAUGUGGCUUUGAGGAGGGGAUGGGUCAGGGAAUCAUUUAUCAUUUAUGUGUUUAGGGUUUAAACAGAAUCCACAGGAUGUCUAGUGUACUACACUAAGACCAGGAGCCCUCCAUUACUGCAUGAGUUACAGUAUGGAUCAUCCAUACUUUUUUAGUAUGAUCUCACCUCAACUUUACCAGUGGAUUUUAUUUUUUGUCUCUUUUCUGAUAAUGCAAGUUAUUUUUGGACAUCAUUCUGUAGCUUUGCUCCUGCAUACAUAGAGUGCUCUCAAGGGACAAGGCCCAUAGUGCGGAUUGCCAUGGAAUCUGUGUGAUCAGAAUGGAAACUGAGAAAUGCCUUAAAUCAUUCACCAUUCAUGGGUGAUUAAAGUUAAUGUUAAUUUUUUUCUGUGCACUCAACUUUAGCCAGUAUAUUAGUCUCAUUCCCAUGAUGUAAAUUAAUUCAUAAAUGUUAAUAAUUAUAUUAAUAAUGCUUAUGAAAAUUUCCAGAACGUCUCAAUAAUAGUGGUUCUGGACUCUACAAGAAUACUAUUUACUGUACAAAUAAUAUUUUCAGUAUCUUAUUUAUGUCGUAAAGAGGAUUCCCAGUCUGGCAUUUGUAUACUGUUCUGAUCGAACUGUAUCUGAAUCGCAGUGCACAGAAUUAGAGGCAUGAUGUUACCAUUACUAACUUUAAUACUUGUGUCUUGUGUUCCAACCACCAUAAAAUAAAAUGUUAAAUAAACUGACCUGACUUUGAAACCUGUCUGUAAUAUUUUUGUCCUGAUAAUACUUAUGAAUAAAUCCCGAUGAUUCCCAC